AAUAGAAAAAACAUCAGUCUGAUAUUAAAUAAAUCAGGGUGACCAGAAUCAAAGCAAUACCAAUACUGAUAGCCAAAUCUUCAGGACCAAAACGAAUAAAGAUCAUUCAUGAAAGAACUGAUUUUUUUUGAUAUUUCUUUUUACAUUAUUACAUUGAUUUUGAAUUUAUUUUUCCAUGACAUAUUUAUGUUUCAGACUGAAGCUGACCUUUUCGUGUAUGAUGGAUUUGUCCAAGUUCCCUUUGGAUAACCAGAUAUGUACAAUGGAAGUAGCCAGUUUCUCUAAGACCAUCGAGGAACUGAGGCUGGAGUGGAAGACCCUGAAUCCAGUCAUCAUGGGAAAGGGGUUGAGGAUGCCGCAGUUUGAAAUAGUGGAUAUCAUGGCUUCUGACUGCCAGGAGUCUUUCCAGAUCGGAAAUUACAGCUGCUUGGUCGCUGAGUUUUAUUUAAGCAGGUCUGUCGGUUUCCAUCUAGUUCAGAGCUACCUUCCAACCAUUCUCAUAGUUGUCAUCUCCUGGGUGUCUUUCUGGAUGGAUGUGGACUCAGUCCCUGGGAGGACAACUCUGGGAGUCACUACGCUACUUGCUGUCUCAUCUCAAUCAUCUGGCAUCCAGAGUGGUUUGCCUCAAGUGAGCUAUGUCAAAGCCAUUGACGUUUGGAUGGGGACAUGCACAGCCUUUGUUUUCUGUGCUUUGCUGGAGUUCACAUUUGUCAAUUACAUGUGGAGAAAGGUGAUUCCCAUUGAGAGUGUUCCCUUAGCUAGUGAUAUAAACGGAAGGGUAAAACAAGAACAAUUGCCGGAAAGAAAAAUUGCAAUAGAACUUCCCAACUCUAAUAAACGAAUGGCAAGAAGAAUAGAUGAAUAUUCUCGGUUGUGUUUUCCACUCGCUUUUGCCAUGUUCAAUCUCCUGUAUUGGUCCUACUACCUUCGAUAGAGGCUACAUAUAUCUAUAAGCUUCACAAUAUUCAAUAUCUCACAAGAGUUUGGACACCGAGAGUUAAAAUGUGGAUUAAACAUGAUUAAUUCCAUAACCAGAGAGUGAAUUUCAGUCACGAAAACCUAUUUUAAGAAAACCUCAAUUAGACAACUGGAAACACUCCGUUUGUGACGUCAGCACUCUAAAGGCAACAUAAAUUCGAAACUCUGUCUUAAAUUUUUCAAGUGUAGUUUAGUGAUUUAACAGUGUAAAAUUGCAGAUUCAACCAAUAACUGAGUUGUCUAUCACAAUAUUCAAUAUAAACUUAUGCACUUAUAUGUAUGAAUAAUCAAUAAAAACAAUAAUCUGUGUACAAAAUUUUUGGAAAUAUAUAAAUGUUGUAAAAUCAGGAUUUCAAUUGCUUUGUUUUAAAACAUUAAUUAUUAGGUUUCUUCUAAUACGUAAUGUAAUAUUUUCUCCAUUAAAUGUUAUCUACAAAUUAUAACAAUUAAGCUAAAUACUUGAAAAAUAACAAAAAAAAAGUAUAAAUAAAAAAUAUUCUUUAUAGCUUACAUUUCAGAAAAGCUCUGUUGAAAAGCAAGAGGCAUCUAACAUCUGAGUUUCCUUCGAAAUGAAAGAAAAUAUUGCUCUCUCUUGUUCUGGCCCCAGAAAUCCUUUUCUUUCUUUGGUUGACUGUUUUUCCAUUUCUUAGAUAAUAACAAAGUAUAUACUGUGUUGAUCACCAUAUUUCAUCUUUUCUCAUGAGAAUAAGUCUGGCUACACUCCAUUUUAAUUCCUGGAUAUAAAUAAGAACAUAUUUUACUCAGAUUAUCUUCCUUGAUUUCAAGAUUAUAACUCUAUCACUUUCAUAUAUUUAAGCUAUUUCUUUUCUUUAAUAUCAGUAGUAACUAUAUCCUAACAUCAAACCAGGCAAUAUAUGUUUCAUUAUAAAAAUUAUCAUAGACCAAACAAUAUCAAGUUUGUAUUAUUAUGUACCAACAAUGAUGCAAUAAUUUCAAAACAUUUCAUGAUUAUCAAGAUUGGUUACAUUUUAUUUGAUACCAUUUAAAAAUAAAUUAUACAAAAUUUAAAUAGAAUAGAUUAAUUUUUAACUUAUAUUAUUUUAACUGUUUCACAAAUACCAUAUUAUAUGAUGUACAUAUAAAAACUUAUAUUGUAAUAUUAUUCCUUAUUAUUUUUUUACUGUAUAUUACUUUUAUUGAGAUUUAUUUUUUUAAGUUACUUUAGUCUAUGUGUUAACUAUAUAUAAAUUUUGCAUUAACAAUUAUUGUAAAUUAAU
This is a messenger RNA of Nezara viridula (southern green stink bug), 2216 nucleotides long. The record is from the annotation of a GenBank genome assembly. Lineage: Eukaryota; Metazoa; Arthropoda; Insecta; Hemiptera; Pentatomidae.